AAACGUCAAAUUGGCACAAAAUUGCAAACAGUGCAACUCAAGCUUCCGACCGUAUUGCAUACGUUAUUUGAAUAAUGUUUUUAUAGCCUCCCGGUAGUAUGUAUCAAUUGUGAUUUAUGUAGCAGAAGGGUGUUGCCAUUGCUUGUUUUUGCUCGAGCCAAAACGUUUGCUGCUUCCCCUCCGUGUGCACGACGGCGAUUGUGAUCCAAAAGCGGAGUGUUGCGAAUUAAUUUUUUUUCCAGUUUUCCAGAACAUCUUUUACUUACCAUGGCGUCACAAUUCCGCUAUACACACGCAAUCACCUGCAGGAUUCCACUCUCGUUACGAACAAGAGGCGAGAUCGAUUUGGAAGAGGCGAAGCUGCAGCAUGAGGCCUAUGUGAGACAGCUACGCGAUUUAGGUUUAGACGUGAUAGAGCUUCCCCCAGAUGAGAACCUGCCCGAGUGUCCCUUCGUUGAGGAUUGUGCGGUGGUAUGCAAUGGUAUCGCUCUUAUUUGCCGGCCAGGCGAUCCCAAUCGAUUGAAGGAGGUCGAUGCGGUGCGCUGUAUGCUCCGGAAGGAACUAGAUCUUCCACUUGCGGAAAUCGCCGAUCAAAAUGCACGCCUCGAUGGGGGUGAUGUUCUAUUCACUGGACGUGAGUUUUUUGUGGGUCUCAGCAAAUGGACCAACGAAGCCGGCGCACGGGCGGUGGCUGCUGCCUUCCCCGAGUAUCCGUGCGCUCCAAUCAAGGUAGAAGAAGUAAAUAUUCCUGCAAGUGCGAUAACGUUGGAUUUAAUUGAUGGAAUAAUUCAGGUGACCGAACAUCAUCAUCUCAAAUACUACGUCUCGAUGGCCGGCACCGAUGUGCUGUGCGUGAGCAAAAGCAAAGAAUCCCAAGAGAUACUCAAGAGGAUCGAACGGGAGGCUACGUACCCCUACACCACACUGACACUACAGGAAGAGCAAGCGGCCAACGUGUUGUACAUCAACGGAACACUGAUUCACCGCUCGGUGGAAGAGAUUCCACAGUCGGCGGCGAUUUUAUCCCAGAAACUGGACAUUCCAAGACAGAUUGUGCCAAUGACGGAGCUGGGCAAAUUUUCCAAUGGUUUGAGUGCCUGCUGCGUUUUAGUCAAGCGAUCCCGGCGCAUUAAGAGUUUGUAAAUCCGUGGGGAUGAUCGAUAGGAUAGGGACAAUGAAUCGUACAAACAAAUCUAAAUGAAAUCGUUUUGCUAGAUACAAUAAGAUUUACAACCGUAAUUUUUUUUGUCGAAGGAAUCAGAAUCUUUCAAUGGUAUUGAAGAUAUUGUUUACAUUGUUUUGUUAUAAAGAAAACUUCUUAACUAACUUAUUUGUUGCUGUUGCUGUAAAUCUAUGUUUAUCCUUAGUCACUCUAAGCUUUGCUUAAAGCAUGCUAGCUGUUUUGUAUAUUGUUGGGUGGAUACACUCUACGUAGAAGUAUUUGCAUUUAUUUACUAGCUAUUUUGUAAUGAUAUACCAAUUUUCGACUUCCAAGUAGCGCCUUUAUGUUUAUACUAAAUUGUAUACCAGUUUAUGAAACUAGUUUUCUCGGAAUAGACUUAUGUUAGCUGUAUUUUCCAGGAUUAUAAUAAAUUAGUAGUGUUUCAGAGGCAUAACAAAAAGUAGGUUGUGAUCAAACAAACGAAAUUACAAUAAACAGAUAAACGAAAAAAGAAGUGUUGGUUCGCUCUGAUAAUUACUCAUAGAACAGCGGCAGUACAUUCUAAAGCAUGUUGUAUACGCGUUCAAAUUAAAAUGAAUCUCACACAAAUGACAACAAUAUGACCAGUGCUCAAAACCAAUGUAUGAACUGAACUGUGCAUUCUCAAACUUCCGACUACGAUUAGGAUUAGGGGUUUGUUCUACAAAUUCACCGUAGAUAGAGUAAAAUCCUAGCUUGGCUUAUUUCCUCGUGAUUUAGUAGAAAAAUAGUAGUUUAGUGAAGAUAAUCGUGGCUGUUUCCUUUCCUGUUUCAAGAAUAACUUUACAAUACGCAACAAGCAAACUGUUCGAAUGGUUUAUGUAAGAUGAUAAAAAGUGGAAAUAGUUUUAUUUACAUUUUCGAACUUUACUGUAGUCAAAACGAGCGAUUCCAUGACACAAAAUAGUUCAGAGAAAUAGAGAAAUCACUUGAAACGA
Messenger RNA from Toxorhynchites rutilus septentrionalis, 2139 nucleotides. RefSeq names its product N(G),N(G)-dimethylarginine dimethylaminohydrolase 1. Lineage: Eukaryota; Metazoa; Arthropoda; Insecta; Diptera; Culicidae. Gene Ontology annotation, biological process: positive regulation of nitric oxide biosynthetic process; arginine metabolic process. The record is from RefSeq and is a predicted model, not a curated record. Bases 268 to 1143 code for a protein of 291 amino acids. Gene Ontology annotation, molecular function: amino acid binding; dimethylargininase activity. The transcript has 7 exons.